Messenger RNA from Mesocricetus auratus (golden hamster), 297 nucleotides. RefSeq names its product serine peptidase inhibitor Kazal type 14 (putative) (gene Spink14). The transcript has 4 exons. Lineage: Eukaryota; Metazoa; Chordata; Mammalia; Rodentia; Cricetidae. The record is from RefSeq and is a predicted model, not a curated record. The coding region runs from base 1 to 297 and encodes 98 amino acids. Gene Ontology annotation, molecular function: protein binding.
AUGGUCAAGUAUUUCCAGGUACUCUGGUCAGUUUUGUUCAUCAGCAUGCUACAUUUGGUGCUCCUCUCUGUUCCAGGUGCUCGAGUUUGGUGGCCACCACAUGGAACUAUUAAGAUCAAGUGUCCUUAUAAGAAAGUAAAUUUGAGCUGGUUCAAUAAAACAGUGGACCCUUGCCCUGGCUUAAAGCAACCCAUCUGUGGUACCAAUUUUGUAACCUAUGAUAAUCCCUGCAUCUUAUGCAUUGAGAGCUUGAAAUCUCGUGGGAGAAUUAGGUUUUACCAUGAUGGAAAGUGCUAG